Messenger RNA from Pyrus x bretschneideri (Chinese white pear), 3267 nucleotides. Its product is annotated as peroxisome biogenesis protein 6. Gene Ontology annotation, molecular function: ATP binding; ATP hydrolysis activity. NCBI's taxonomy places the organism in Eukaryota, Viridiplantae, Streptophyta, Magnoliopsida, Rosales, Rosaceae. Gene Ontology annotation, biological process: protein import into peroxisome matrix. The record is from RefSeq and is a predicted model, not a curated record. Gene Ontology annotation, cellular component: cytosol; peroxisomal membrane.
AUGGUGGAGAGGAGGAGGAGGAAGCCACUGGUGCUUACUUCCACCAAAAGUCUCGUCAAUUCCGUACUGAGUGAAGACCGCCCAGUCGACGGCGGCGGCGAUGGCGACGAGUCUACGAGCUUGCAGUUGCCGCCGGGGAUUCUUCGGCUGUCUAAGGACAGAACGGUCCUUUCAAACAGCCCCAAAUUGGCUUCUCUCGACGACUCUGCUUUGGUCGGGCUGUCCACUUCUGCCCUCAAACGGCUCUCCAUCACCUCCGGCUCGCUGGUGAUUGUGAAGAAUGUGGAGACAAACAUACAAAGAACCGCUCAGGCCAUUGUUCUUGAUCCUCCGAACAGCCAUGAUUGCGCCGUGGAGAUUGAACAAUCCUUGUCUGAAUUUUCUCACGCAAUGCUUAUUUUGCCUUGUUGUACUUUCCCUGGAAAUGAUCGAAUUUUGUUGAAGCGGGAAGUUGCCUAUAUAUCACCUCUAUUAGCAUAUAACCUUGACUUGCACACAUUGUGCUUCAAAUCACUCGUUCAUAGAGGGGAAGAGACUUUGGCAUCUUAUUUUGGAGAGAAAGUUGAUGAUGAGGUGAGCAGAAAAGGCCUUGAGGAUUCUGUAGUUGGAUUGCAGUUGGAGCCUCAGCCUCAGUUGCCGAGAUAUGCUUCUCAUUUGAGAGCUUCUUUCGUGAAGGUACCGGAAUGUGGUACACUUGACUCUCUUAAAGGAAAUUCGUCCGUUGAAUAUGAAGAUCGUCAAGAAAUGAUAGAUUUGGCACUACAUAACUACUUUGGAGUUGAUAGGUUUCUAGCAAGAGGUGAUAUUUUCAGUAUUUGUAUAAAUUGGACUUGCAAGUCAAUGAUGUGCAUUCCUUGCAACCAAAGUUCACAAGAUGGAAGCGAUAACAUCUAUUUCAAGGUUGUGGCCAUGGAACCUUCAGACGAAUCCAUUCUCCGAAUUAAUCGCUCUCAAACAGCCCUUGUGCUUGGAGGGAGUGUCUCUUCUGCUGUACCCCCAGACUUAUUGAUUGCUGGAAAACAAGGUUUUGCACCUUUGCAAGGGGACACCGUAAAAAUAUUGGCUUCCAUACUAGCACCGCCUCUCUGCCCAUCAGCACUAUCUUCAAAAUUCAGAGUUUCAGUUCUCCUGUACGGAUUGGCAGGAUGUGGUAAGAGAACUGUUGUUAGAUACAUUGCUCGUCGAUUGGGCCUGCAUGUAGUUGAAUAUAGCUGUCACAAUCUAAUGGCAUCAUCUGAUAAAAGGAUGUCUGUUUCACUAGCUCAAACCUUGAAUACUGCUCAAAGAUACUCGCCAGCAAUACUUCUUCUCCGCCAUUUUGACGUUUUCCGGAAUUUGGGCUCUAUUGAAGGUUCACCAAGUGAUCAAGUUGGAAUCACUUCUGAAGUGGCUUCACUUAUCAGGGAAUUCACUGAGCCAAUUUCUGAUGAAGGAGACAUGGAUUUUGAAGGAAAGCACAAUGGUGAUACUGAUGCUGGGAAGAUAGGAAGGCAUCGGGUGCUGUUAAUUGCAGCUGUUGACAGUACUGAAGGUCUACCACCAAUUAUUAGACGCUGCUUUAGCCAUGAAAUAAGUAUGGGUCCUUUGACCGAAGAACAAAGGGUGAAAAUGGUGUCACAGUCGCUGCAAACGGCUUCUGAACUUUUUUCUAAUACUGGUUCAGAGGAGUUUAUAAAGGAUAUAGUUGCACAGACAUCUGGUUUCAUGCCUAGAGAUAUCCAUGCUUUGAUUGCUGAUGCUGGUGCUAACUUGAUUUCCAGAGGCAAUGUUCUGAUUGACACUGUGAAGUCGGAGGAAUCAGAUGGAUCUCUCAGACCUGAUGUGGAAUCUGAUAGUAAGUCCUCUGCAGUCGCACCUCAGGUUCUGAGGAAAGAAAACUUGACAAAGGCAUUGGAGCGUUCAAAGAAAAGGAAUGCAACAGCCCUGGGUACACCAAAGGUCCCUAAUGUGAAAUGGGAUGAUGUUGGCGGUCUUGAGGAUGUCAAGAAGUCAAUUCUGGAUACUGUUCAGCUACCUCUUCUGCACAAGGACUUGUUUUCAUCUGGUUUACGAAAGCGGUCUGGUGUUCUUCUAUAUGGUCCACCCGGAACUGGGAAAACUCUACUGGCAAAAGCCGUUGCAACUGAGUGUUCCCUGAACUUUCUCAGCGUAAAAGGACCUGAACUUAUCAAUAUGUACAUAGGAGAGUCAGAAAAGAAUGUUAGAGACAUCUUCCAGAAGGCCAGGUCAGCACGCCCAUGUGUUAUAUUUUUUGAUGAACUUGAUUCUCUUGCUCCAGCCCGUGGUGCCUCGGGGGAUUCUGGGGGUGUUAUGGACAGAGUGGUUUCUCAGAUGCUUGCAGAGAUCGACGGCCUAAACGAUUCAACACAGGACUUGUUUAUAAUUGGAGCAAGCAACAGACCAGAUUUGAUUGACCCAGCACUUCUACGGCCUGGACGAUUUGAUAAACUGCUUUACGUUGGAGUAAACUCUGAAGCAUCUUACAGAGAGCGGGUCCUCAAAGCACUUACCCGAAAGUUUAAGUUACAUCAAGACGUACCACUUUACUCCAUAGCAAACAGAUGUCCCCCGAACUUCACUGGUGCAGACAUGUACGCAUUGUGUGCAGACGCUUGGUUUAAUGCAGCAAAGCGCAAGGCUUUGAGUUCGGAUUCAGAUUCUUCCCGCACAGAUGAACAAUCGGACUCUGUUAUUGUCGAAUAUGAUGAUUUUAUCAAGGUCUUAGGCGAGCUUUCUCCGUCGCUCUCCAUGGCCGAGCUUAGAAAGUACGAGUUGCUGCGUGAUCAGUUCGAAGGAGCUCCCAAGUGAAUUCCCAUCACAUUAAAAUGAUCUGUGGGGAAUCUAGUCUUUGAAUCACUUAUUAUAUAAUCAAGUGUAUAAUGAUAUCAGUUUGUACUUCGAGGUUAGAAAAAGAAAUAUAGAAAACAGAAGAAUAAGGAAAGAUAGUAUUUCCUUGCAUGUAGGGUGAGCCUUGGCAUAAUCGAAAUGUUGCUUCUUUGUGACCGAAAGGUCAGGGGUUCAAGUCGUGGAAACAGUCUCUUUUCAAAGCAAGGUAAAGCUACGUACGAUAGAAGUUCCCCUCCCGACCCUCAUAAAGGCGGUAGACUUGUUGGUUUGGAGCUGCCUUUAAUAUUUCCAUGCGUGUACCAUUAAUUUGAAAAGGAGGUAUUUGUUGAUUUAUCGUCUGAACUUUAAUGUACAAUAGGAUCAAAUUGUCGACUUUAGAACUACAUUCUUCAUUGGAUCAUGCUUUUUCUUUUCUUUUUU